AUGCACCCGACGUCUGGCCUCUUCCUCUUUGUAGCUCGACAGAAGUAGGGCAAAGUAACACAAAAGCCCCACAGGACUUUACUGGACAACAAACUCGGGACAUUCAUUAAAUCGAGAGACGGUAAAAGUUCUGUUUAACUCGCAACACUGUGGCGAACACCCGGAAACUUUUGUUUUAUCGUUGUUUUUCUCAUCGGCGUCGAUGAUUUAUGACAUUUGUGGAAGAUAAACGCGGAGCCACCCGGUGUGGCUGAAGCCUGUUGCGCUUGUGUAUGCAUAUGUGUGUGUGUGUCUGUGCCCCUCCCGGUCAGGUGACUGAGGUGUGUCUAAUCACUAGAGCCUCUGGAGAUGCUUUGUUCUAUUCUACCUGUCGGUUAACUGAAAGAUGAUCUCCGGCUCAGCGGCCAACUGCGUCCUGUACUGAACUAGGACUCUGCUCGGGGAAAUGUGAUCAAAUAACAUUUGAGGCAUCGUUUAUAUCUUUGGGAAACCAUAUCGCCUUUAUUUUAAUGAAAAAACGAGCUUUUUGGUGCUUAAGUUGUCGCUGAGCCGCUUUAUUUAACAACUAAAUCGAUUGAAUCACCCGGUCUCGCUUUGCCAUGGAAACGCUUUAUCGCCAUCUUCAAAGGAAUUUUUCUAGCCGUUAACCGAGGAAGAAAACUUUGAGAAGAGUUUUUAUACGUUUACAGUGGAUUACUGUGGGACUUAACUUAUUAAAAUCCUAAUAAUAACGAGAAGAGACCAAAAAAAUCACCUAUUCUAUCACCUAAUUCGAAUCGUGUGUGGAAACGAUGGCUCUCUCUCAGGUUCAGUGUCUUGAUGACAAUCACGUGAACUGGCGUUUAAAUGAAUCUAAACCGGAGUUUUUCUAUAGUGAGGACCAGCGGCUAGCGCUCGAGGCGCUUGCUACGAAAGGACGCGACGCUUUUGACGCAUAUGUGAAAGAGCACGAGCUGCGACCUUUCCUGUCGGAACCCGAGCUUGAGCUGCUUCGUCGGAACAUAGAAGAUUAUAAGCCCGGUUCUGAGCAUCAAAAAUCAGAUGGUACGACGGAGGGAGAUGACAGUGCGGUGUCUUUGCAGUAUUGGCCGGACCGCUCUGAUAUCUCCAUACCGAAUCUGGACCUCGGAUGGCCCGACUGCAGUUCUUACCGCGGAGUUACGCGCGUCAAUGUGUACACGCAACCGCCGCUGGACGGACAGACGCAUAUAAAAGAGGUUGUAAGAAAAGCCAUCGCGCAAGCACAGAAGAUGAUAGCUGUGGUAAUGGACGUUUUCACAGACGUUGACAUUUUUAAGGAUCUAAUAGAGGCUGGAUUUAGAAAGAAAGUGGCUAUAUACAUUAUUAUAGAUAAUGCUUCUGUACAGAACUUCCUGCUUAUGUGUGAGAGAGCCAACAUGCACAGAGGACACCUCAAUCAUCUGAGGGUGCGAUGCAUCGGUGGUUGUGAAUUCUACACACGCUCAUCUCAGAAGGUGCGUGGCUCGUUGAGUCAGAAAUUCAUGUUUGUGGAUGGAGACCGCGCUGUGUCCGGAUCAUACAGUUUUACAUGGACAGCUUCUCGUUUGGACCGCAACAUCAUUACAGUCCUGACUGGGCAGGCCGUCGAAACUUUUGACAAGGAGUUCCGUGAAUUAUACCUGUACUCUCGUGGGGUCAAUCUCACCAAGAUUCCUUUGGCGGACCCUCCAGAGCCGGACCCUACCCCAGUCGUCGUUCCUCCCCCUGUUUCCGCAGCUGUUGCAAGAAAACUAAUUAACCCCAAAUAUGCUUUGGUCACUGUAGAUACAGCAAGCAAAUCAUCUUCAGACAAAGCUAGUGCCAAGAACAAUAACUCCCAGAAUCCUAUGGUCCAGAUUCCCAAGCCUCAACGGGAGAUACAAAAGCACCCAGGACUUGUAGGCUUGCCAAAAGCAGAUCUCAUUCUCUACUUGCCCACCUGGCCCGAGCCAGACCCAUCCAGUGACGUUAUUGGGUAUAUUAAUAUCCGUGACACAAGCAAGCCAACACAAGUGCAUUUAAUGCGCUCGCAAAUGUUUGAAACAUCUCAAGCAAUCCGCUUUAAAGAUCCUUUCACUGGCCCACCUGAGGAACCGCUACCAGAUAAGGCAACUCCUCGUCUUUCAACAGCACAGUUGUCUAAAAUGGAAGCAAAUGUUCAAUCAAGCACCCAACCUCAGCUGGAGACCGAUUCUAGCAAUGCCCAUCAAGAUACACCAGCCAAUACAUCUGAUUCGCCGAGCUCUCCAAUCCAGCAACAAGACCCCAAACCCAACCUUCCUCCAAAAGAGCAGGAACCCAACCAUGAACCAGCAGAGGUCCAACAGGUUUCAGAUCUGCCUGUUCCCAAGCCACGCACCCUUCAGUUGGUGGUUAAUAUGCUGGAAGGCUCUGGAGAUGCAGAGGUCACUUUAGUCAAAAGGGAGGAAAACCAGACGAAGGAUUCACACAUGGAUGCUCAAGACAACAACGCCGACAGCACCACUGUGACCUGUGCAGAUUCAUUAAAGGAUAAAGAUGAGAAUUCCACAAUGUCAGAUGAAUACUAUGAAUGUACUGACUCUGAUGGCAGUGAUAAACUCCCUAACGGAAGGAUAACUGGUUCCGGUCGUGUUGGAGAACACAGCCCUAAUGCACUUAACGUGAUGGCCCGCUUCUCUCAAUCCAUGCUGGACUUGCGAUCGGAUGAUGCUGAUCUACAAAGCACUGCCGAGAGGAAUCUACUAAACAUGCAGAACAGAAACAAAUCAAAGCUUUACCAGAUGGUCUCCAGGUCACCUGUUCGAGACACUUACGGCCGGGCCAAAGUGAUGAUUGCUAAACCUGGAGUGUUUCAUAGACCCCCUAAAAGCAGUGGCCAUGUGAUUGGGGGCCACAGGUACUGGCAGGGGAAAGUGUCUGGCAAUGAACUCCCCUCAAGUGGAUCAGGCCAGCAAAACCUAAACCGUUCUGGCCGGUCCCCCAGAAGACAAAGCCCCGCCUAUACGAUAGAAGGACUGCGAACAAGCCAAUCACCCGCUCAGCGGCUCAUGCAUUCUCAAUCUCUCUCCCCCGCUCAUCGAGCCUCUCAAAUAAAGUCUCCGUCUCCUCGUAGACGGGUCGAGACUCGCACGCCAUUAGGAAUCUCUUUAUCUAAACUCGCCAGCUUCAAACACCUCCGGGGGAAGGUUCCAGUGAACACGUCUGGUUUUGCUUUGGGGGAUAAAUUGUUGACACGUAGUCACAAUGAGAAUUAACUGAUUUAUAGUGGCUUUCUUCCCUCAAAAAACAACUUUGUAUUGAGUACAAAGACACAAAUGUGUAAUGACGUAGCCACCAGUCUCCACCGAUAAAGGCUGGAGUUCAACUGGAUCUUUAAACUGACACGAGUGUUACAGUGGCACACAAACAAUGACAUUUUCUGGACAGUGGCAAGGAACACUUGUUACAUAAAGCCUUACUCUUUUUUGAUGUGCCUUUGAGUAAUCUGUACUAGUGCAAGGGAAUUUGGUGGUGGAUUUAUGACCAUGGUGAUGGCAAUUUCACGUUCACCUCUAUUAUUGGCUAAUUAGUGUCUUAGAUUGUGGGAAAAGGACGUUGAAAAGUUUAAGUACGAACUGAAUUUGAGCUAUUUUUAAAAAUGCACAUACUAAUACAGUUGUCCCUGGUUUUAUCAGAGGAGAUCAAGGCCUGUUCACACCAGGACAAAUGUUCUGUGCGGAAAUUCGUUGGGAUAAGCAUUUUAUUUUUUAUGAACGGCUUUUAAUGCAUCUGUUCACACCAAUUUGAUCUUUCGCUUGCUUUCAUUGCAACUUUUUUUCUAACCUCUCUUUCAUCACAUUGCAAAAAAUAUAUAUUUUAAAAUAAGGUUAAAAGGUUUGUGCUUUAGGUCACAUGCCCAAGGUUGCUGCUGUUACGUAAAACUACGACUUUGUGGUACACAAACACAGACUAUUUUGCUUGGAAACCGUGAAUAAACCUGGGUAUUUUAGUUUUUCCAUAAGCGCCACUUACUGUCAGAGGUAAGUUUGUAUUUUCAUUCAGCCCAUUUGCCUUUUUCUUUUUUUUUUUCUUGCGUGGGUCUGAACAAAAAAAAAAAAAAAUUGCGUGCAAAAAUCGGACCACAUUUUCAUGCCAAACAUUUGUGCUGGUGUGUACCAAGCUUUUGAGUUGGAGUCAAGACCAAACCAACAUCCAGACCAAGACCUGUCCAUUUGCUGAAUUUGUUGCAGCAUUCAUUUCAGAUACUGAGCCACUUUGCACAGUGGUGAACUGUGGUCAUGACUGAGGCCCUCAGCCAAGACCCAGAACAAGACUUUUAAGAUUUGAGCCCCCAACCAGAGGACCUACUGUAAUAAGACACAGACCAAACCAACAUUUAUUGGGUCUUGAGGGGACUCCAACUCUGUCAGUAUUUCUAGGAAUUUAAUAAUUUCUCUUCUGAUGAUGUUUUUUUGCCUUCCAAGGAGGUUUGGAAAUGUACUUUUUGAGGACGUGAUGUGCACUAUAUUUUAAGGAAGGAAAGUGUUAUAACUUUAGUUAUUACAAACAGUCUUCUAAAUUCUCAAUUUUGCUUUUUUAUUUUUUUAAAUAAAUGAUCUUAAAAAGCAAGGUAUUUAAAAGAUGCUAGUCUGCACACACUGAUUCCUACAGUUUCUGUGAGGAUAUACUUGAAUCAUUUGGUGAUGUUUUUGGUGACACAGGAGAAGCAUAGACUUUAGUCAGGGUAGUUGUACUUAAUUUGACACAAAUCUCUCAGAGUCUCGUUUUCAUUGCGUCAAAUUAGAAGGGUCUAGCCUAUCCUGACUUAGGUCCAUUUCAGGCUUGGUAGAUUUUAAUUUUUUUUUCUCCUAAACCUUUCUCUCUAAAACUGCAGUCUUUGUGGCAAACAAGUGAUACAUCACAUAUCUUAUAGCAGAAUGCAACUCAUAAUGCAAAAUACAUUUGCAAUACUGUCCUCUAU
Messenger RNA from Ctenopharyngodon idella (grass carp), 4942 nucleotides. It is a transcript of the gene sack1gb, whose product is annotated as protein FAM83G. The coding region runs from base 792 to 3236 and encodes 814 amino acids. The record is from RefSeq and is a predicted model, not a curated record. Lineage: Eukaryota; Metazoa; Chordata; Actinopteri; Cypriniformes; Xenocyprididae. The transcript is spliced from 5 exons.